Molecule: messenger RNA, 2048 nt
Organism: Atta colombica
Lineage: Eukaryota; Metazoa; Arthropoda; Insecta; Hymenoptera; Formicidae
Gene: hrg
Product: poly(A) polymerase type 3
Exons: 11
Coding region: 1-1863 (620 amino acids)
Cellular component (GO): nucleus
Molecular function (GO): RNA binding; poly(A) RNA polymerase activity
Source: RefSeq, a predicted model, not a curated record
AUGUGGUCAGCACAAAGUAAUAAUAAUUCUAAUCCGAACUCUGCGUCAAAUGAAAAGAACAAUUUACGUACUCUGGGGAUGACAUCAGCCAUCAGCGUAGCUGAACCUAAACCCAUGGACAUCUCUAGAACCAAUGAAUUGAAGGAGGCCCUGAAACCCUAUAAUGUUUUUGAAUCUGAAGAAGAAUUGAAUCAUAGGAUGGAGAUUUUAAGUAAACUGAACGCAUUGGUUAAACAGUGGAUAAGAGAUACGAGUAUAGCUAGAAACAUGCCACCUAAUGUGGCCGAACAAGUGGGUGGUAAAAUAUACACAUUCGGUUCAUAUAGGUUAGGGGUACAUCACAAAGGCGCUGACAUUGACGCAUUGUGUGUUGUACCACGUCAUAUAUAUAGACAAGAUUAUUUUACGUCCUUUUUCGACUUAUUGAAAAUGCAAGAAGAAGUUACAGAUUUAAGGGCAGUAGAAGAAGCCUUUGUACCAGUUAUAAAAAUGAAUUUUGACGGCAUAGAAAUCGACAUGCUAUUUGCGAAGUUAACUCUUAAGGAAAUUCCAGAUUCAAUGGAUCUCAGGGAUGAUAUGCUACUAAAAAAUCUUGAUCAGAAGUGUGUCAGAAGUCUUAAUGGUUGCAGAGUAACGGAUGAAAUACUACGUUUAGUACCUAAUAUAGAAAAUUUCAGAUUGGCUCUGAGAGCUAUAAAAUUAUGGGCAAAACGACAUGGCAUAUAUAGUAAUGUCUUAGGUUAUCUUGGUGGUGUAUCUUGGGCAAUGCUAGUCGCUCGGACAUGUCAGCUUUAUCCUAAUGCCGUGGCUGCAACUCUAAUAGAAAAAUUUUUCCUUGUAUUCUCUCAAUGGAAAUGGCCACAACCAGUACUUUUAAAACAACCUGAUAAUGUCAAUUUAGGUUAUCCAGUUUGGGAUCCAAGAGUAAAUGUAGCAGACAGAUAUCAUCUAAUGCCAAUAAUUACACCAGCAUAUCCUCAACAAAAUUCUACCUUCAACGUGUCUGUAUCAACCAGAACCAUCAUGCAAGAAGCGUUUGAAAACGGACUAGCUAUAACGGAAGAAAUUAUCAUGGGUAAAGCAACGUGGGACAAGUUGUUCGAGCCGCCAAAUUUUUUUGGCAAAUACAAACAUUAUAUUGUAUUGUUAGCCAAAAGUUUAAGCGCGGAAGAUCAACUUGAAUGGUGCGGUCUUGUCGAGUCAAAAAUACGACAUUUAAUAGGUAUGUUGGAAAGGAAUCCUCAUAUUACUUUGGCACACGUUAAUCCGGAAGCGUUCCCACCAUUAAAUCCCGAAUCGGGCAAACAUUGUUCUAUGUGGUUUAUCGGCCUGGCUUUUUCUAAGUGCGAAAAGAACGAGAAAAGCGAAAAGGGCGAGAAUAUCAAUGUUGACCUUACAUACGAUAUCAAAUCCUUUGUGGAUACAGUUGAAAGGCAAGCAGAACAAAUAAAUAUGUUCAAGGAGGGAAUGUGGAUUGAGGCUAAACAUGUAAAAAGAAAGGAUUUGCACACUUAUGUAUCUCCAAGUUUACUGAAAAAGGAAAGGAAGGUUUCUAGCAAUAUGCAUCGAAAUGGCAAUAUUGCUGGAAAUGGAAACAGUGGUAGUGUAUCGCCGCGGAGUCAAGGCGAUACAAGUAGCAGAAAGAGAUUAUCAGAUCAGACGCUUGAUGCGUGUGGAAAAAAGCGACGAAUCAAUGAGGCAGAAGAACAAGCGGAGAACACAACGUUAGUAGUUCAAUCUUGCGGAGAAGAUAGUAAUUCUGGCUUCAGUAUGGAUGAAUACAAACCGACUCUAUCAACUAAUAAGGACGAAGGACCUACUAGUACAACUUCAGUAGCGCAGGAAGGAUUCGUAUGCACUUGAUCAUCGUGGAAUUAUUAUCUCACAUCAAUCCACAGAUGCUCCUCUGGGUCAUCUAGACUGUAAACAUUUCUCAUGCAACCAUCCACUGCCCACUGUAAGUCCUUCGUUUCGUAAAAGCAAAACAGCGCAAUGGAGGAAGCUGUCCAGGUGGAAUCAAUCAAUUGAUGACGAUUUAUGUGUUUAUG